Messenger RNA from Ahaetulla prasina, 5953 nucleotides. RefSeq names its product solute carrier family 7 member 4 (gene SLC7A4). The coding region runs from base 375 to 2342 and encodes 655 amino acids. NCBI's taxonomy places the organism in Eukaryota, Metazoa, Chordata, Lepidosauria, Squamata, Colubridae. The transcript is spliced from 5 exons. Gene Ontology annotation, cellular component: plasma membrane. The record is from RefSeq and is a predicted model, not a curated record. Gene Ontology annotation, molecular function: amino acid transmembrane transporter activity. Gene Ontology annotation, biological process: amino acid transport; transmembrane transport.
UCGGGCGUGGCCAGCGGCGCCCUCCGCCCGGGAAGGCCGGCUUAGCGGGGGCCUCGGCGGGACUCAGCCUGUUGCGUGGCUUUUGCCCGGCCGGCUCGUCUACGGGCCACCAUCGGACAAGGCGCGGCUUAGCGGAUCCUUAACCCCCCCCCUCCAUCUACCUGCUGGCUGGCAGGCAGGGCGGGCAGGCGGCGUCUCCGGAGCGCCCCCCUCCUCCCCGGGCAUCAGCUGCGCCCGCGGCCUCGCCGCCUCUUCCUCCCCGCCCGGAUCCUCGCAAAGCGGUGACGCAGCAGCGGCGGCGGCCGGGCGUGGAGCUGCCAGCGGCGCCGGACAGGAGAAUAACGUUUGGCUCCUCUGCCUCUCGGUGGGUGAAGAUGGCAACCAGGCGGCUUCGUUCUGGAGACCUGGCCCGCUUUUGCCAAAAGCUCAACCGAGUGAAGACUCUGCAAGAUGACCUCAUGGAGACCUCCUUCAACCGUUGCUUGAGCACAGUCGAUCUGACGCUGCUGGGCAUUGGCGGGAUGGUGGGCUCUGGCCUCUACGUGCUCACCGGCACUGUCGCUAAAGAGACCGCUGGGCCGGCCAUCGUGGUGUCCUUCAUCAUUGCUGGCAUCGCCUCUCUGCUGGCCGCCCUCUGCUAUGCUGAGUUUGGUGCUCAGGUGCCCAAGACGGGCUCUGCAUACAUGUUCACCUAUGUCUCGGUGGGCGAGAUCUGGGCCUUUCUCAUAGGUUGGAAUGUCAUUCUGGAGUACAUGAUUGGUGGGGCAGCUGUUGCCAGAGCCUGGAGUGGCUACCUGGAUUCCAUUUUUGACCACAGGAUCAAGAACUUCACAGAGUCCCAUGCUGGCACUUGGCAGGUGCCCUUCUUGGCCCACUAUCCGGACUUCUUGGCCUCCGGCAUUGUGCUCAUCGCCACAGCCUUCAUUUCCUUCGGUGCCCGGUUCUCCUCUUGGCUCAACCACGUCUUCUCGGCCAUCAGCAUGGGAGUCAUUAUCUUCAUCCUGGUGAUGGGAUUCAUCCUGGCCAGGGCCCAGAACUGGGGUGCCAGUGAAGGAGGAUUUGCCCCUUAUGGCAUUUCUGGGAUCAUGGCCGGCUCAGCCACCUGCUUCUACGCCUUCGUGGGCUUUGAUGUUAUUGCCACGUCCAGCGAGGAGGCCCGGAACCCGGAAAAGGCCAUUCCGAGGGCCAUCGCCAUCUCACUGAGCCUUGCCACCGGAGCAUAUAUUCUUGUGUCCAUGGUGUUGACGCUGAUGGUGCCCUGGCAUUCUCUGGAUCCCGAUUCCGCCUUGGCCGACGCCUUCUACAAGAGGGGUUAUUCCUGGGCAGGUUUCAUUGUGGCUGCCGGUUCCAUUUGUGCCAUGAACACCGUUCUCCUCAGUAACCUCUUCUCCCUGCCUCGGAUUGUCUACGCCAUGGCCGAGGACGGCCUCUUUUUCCAGGUGUUUUCCCGCGUUCAUCCCCGCACAAAGGUGCCCGUGGUGGCUAUCGUGGUGUUCGGCUUCCUCAUGUCUGUCCUCUCGCUCAUCUUUGACCUGGAGGCCCUGGUCCAGUUCCUCUCCAUUGGCACACUCCUGGCCUACACCUUUGUCGCAGCCAGCGUGAUCAUCCUGCGCUUCCAGCAAGCCAAGACUGAAGCUCAGGAGGCUGCCGGGAGGAGCGAGGCCGCCCCGGCACCGGCUGAGCCUGCGGGCGCCACCGAACCCAAGGAAUACGAGUCUUUCUCAGAUAAGCUACAGCUGGUGGACAAAGAGAAGGUGGGGAGCUUGCGCGAACCAGGGCAGCUGAAGGCAGCCUUCGAACCCUACUUGGAGUUCCUCAGUGAUUUCUACCCUGGCGAAGUGGUCACCGUGGCCGUGGUGGUCCUGAUGGUGUCGGCCCUCUGCUUGGCAUCCAUCCUGGUCUUUGGAAAGACGCAGCUCCACCUGCCCACCUGGAGUUACGCCUUGCUCCUCCUGCUCUCCAGCCUGGCUUUCACGGGCAGCCUUGUCCUCAUCGGCAUCCAUGAGCAGAAACCAACCACCCAGACGUUCCAGCUUCCUCUGGUGCCACUGACGCCUGCCCUGAGUAUUUUCAUCAACCUCUUCCUCAUGCUGAAGCUCAGCUACUUGACCUGGCUGCGUUUCUCCAUCUGGUUGGUGGCAGGCCUGCUGGUCUACUUCAGCUACGGCAUCUGGCACAGCAAAGAGAACCUGCGGGACUCCCCGACACAGGACGUCCGAGCCCGCUACGUGGUCUUCCCUAGCAGCAGCCUGGAGGAGACGGUGCAGACAGUGCAGCCCAGGACGGAGCCUGCCCAGGGCCUGCCGGAUGCCCAGGAGAGUAGCGAAGAAGCCAAGAGAUGACCUGGGAAGAUCCAGCAGAGGCCACGCUUCCCUCAUCUCUCCCCCGUCCCACCCGUUGCUCUCCAGUCUGGGCAGAGAAGAGCACAGGCAGGAAAGUCUGGGGAGAAACCAAGCUUCUACUGCCAAGAGGGGGGCGGUCACCACUACUCCUCUCUUACCUGGCCUCACUUCUCUGACCAGAAGACUGGACUCAUCCAUUUGCCGGACGCCCUUGAGAAACGGCUCCUUCGCUUGUGCCCCAUGUUUGCAGCCCAGCUAAGCCGCCCCCUUCCAGCAAAGGGGUCCCAUGCCUCCUUUGUGCCGUCCACUUGCUCCCCUCCCCUCCCUCUCUGACCUGCCCUCCAAGAGGCAGUGCCUGGCCUGCCAUUUUGGGGUCUUGAUAAAUCAGUGGAGGAAGGCAGGGUGUGUUACGUACGCCAGGACGUUGCCCGUUUGAUGGGCUCCUGCAGGGCAGGGACAGGGCUGUCAGAAUGAUGGACUAAUUCUGAGACGAGCUUGAUUUUCCAGUUUCUGUCUCAAACAGGGUACCAAAGGUGACCCUGGCACAUCUGAGAGCCCGAGCAUCUCUCUCUUGCGCAGACCCUGGGAUGUGGUGAUCGCAGCCAGCCAGCUGACCCAGCAGUUCAGGGCUGGGACAAGAGCAGGCAUUAAUAAGGGUGGUAAGCACACUUCCUCCUGCCCAAGUCUGGCCCUGGGAUGCUUCUCAAGAUGUGAGGGGGACAACCUGGCGGGGGGGGGGGUGUGUAGCACCAGCGACAGAGAGAGAGAAAGAGAGAGAGGAAGAGAACAGGGGAGCCAGUGGAGCCCACCAAUUCACCAAUUGCAACAAGGCAUUGCCUGCCUGCCUGCCUGUUGGCCACGGCAGGAGCAAUCCAAGGCUGGUCAGGGAAGCCUUGACAAAGCAAUACUUCCUUCAACUCUAUGAUGGCGGCCACCUUGAUUUUCUUUGGACUCUUCUCUUCUCCCCCUGGACAACCCUAGGGCAGGGAUCUCCAACCUUGGCAACUUUCAGACCUGUGGACUUCAACUUCCAGCAAAGCUGGCUGAGGAAUUCUGAAAGUUGAAGUCCACAGGUCUGAAAGUUGCCAAGGUUGGAGACCCCUGCCCUAGAGCAAAGCAAGCCCCAGAUGUGAGAGAAAGGGAGAAUGGAUGGGCAAGAAGGCCAAGGCUGGACUUCCCCAGAAACAGCUGGCAAAGAUUACAGUGGGUGCCUGGGAAAAGGAGAACGGCUGAGUUCACACAAUGCCCUUACCGAAGGAUCUUUGCUUUGCCAAAUACCCCGAACGACCCAAUUGUAGGUUAGUUCAACAUGCUAAAUCACACACAACCAACACACAGACACACAAGCACACAGAGAGACCGCCAUGCUAAAAUUCUCCCAGCUGUAAUUGCCUUUACAGCAGUGUGAACCCGGCCUCUGGGGGUGGGGGGGGCUCUAUUCUUCCCAACGAGGCCCUUUCUGGCCCAUGGAGCUCUGUUGGUUGGAAAGCCCUACAGGAAAGGUGCUUGGAACCAGCCUGGGCUGCAGGGUUGCAAGGGGGCUGCUCUCCCGCACAGACCCUCAUCCAAGGGGGCAACAGCAUGUGCCCCCUGGAGGGUGCACAGAGCACAUAGGAGUGGUGGGCCCGUGAGAAGGGGCUGCCUCUAGGUCCAUGAAGGAGGGGCCAGAGCAGGAUGGAAGCAAUAUUUGGGGAAAGAGGAAAUGCCUGCUAGGACAUCUGAAGUAAUGUGGGGGGGGGGGGAGACAGAAGUCAAAUUUCAUUUUGGGACAAUAAUGUAGAGGAGGAUCUUGCUUUCCUUUUUUGCAGCUUUCCUCGCUGGGGAGGGGCUGUUCAGGGUUUGUCCAGCCUGGCAGCCCCAUCUCCUUUCCCACUGCGCACUUCCUCCGCUUCCUGCUUAACUGUGUGCUGGUUGUGUGUGUGUGUGUGUGUCUCUCUCUCUGCCCUGGCCACAUCCUCCUCCUCCUCUUUGUUUUGCGUGGCGACUUUUGUGCAAUGGCAUUUGGACAAGAAGCCAGCCAACCAACGAUAAAGACUUGUUUCUGCUGGGCGGUGAGUUCUUCAAGUGAUGUUGUGGUGCAGAUUAUUUCAGCCAGCAAUGUAGUGUAAUGUAGAAAUCCUAAAUCCACACCCGUUGUUGUAAGCGACAAAAAGGGAAUGGUCUUAAAUACAGGAGGAGCAACUGUCUCAAGUUUUAAUAUACAUGUCAGGUUUCUUACAGCAAAGGUGUGGCUUGCCCGAGCUCUAGCUUUUUCGGGAGCGCGCCUUUUGCACAUCACUCCAAAGACAGAGGCAAGGCCUUGGGCCCACCCACCCACCCACCCUGCUCACCUUGAGCCCCCUUGCACAGAGGUGCCUCAAGGCUGAGCUUUGCCACGACAAUGUGGUUCUCCAUUCCUUCCCACUCGGAUUACCCCACAACACUCAUCGCAAGAAGUUUAACCAGGUUGUGUUUCAGUAGAAAACUUCUUAAAGAAUCCCGCUUGUGCAUAAAAUUAAAAGGCAUGAAUAGAAUAGGCUUUUUUAAAAAAAAAAGAAGAUCACAUCAUCCUUUCUAUAAAAUAGUGGCUUCUAAUAAAACCUUUCCAUAAGUUUUUUUUUUCUUGCAGAGCUAUCGCACCCAACUGGUGGCAUUCAAAGGACUGUAGCACACUGAGCAUCAAACACAUUUCUCCCAUGUGGUCCGUCGGCCUUCAAACCCCAGGAAAUUUAAAAAAAAAAAAACUGUAGGGGACUAGCUGGUUAAAUGGCCUGAUCAGUUAAUGGCAACAUCAGUGUAAAGCUCUGGUUACUUCAUUCUCAAUGAAACCCCAAAGAUCUUGCUAAUACUUUUAAAUUGGUAUGUGAACUUCCGUCCUCGCAAUGCCAGAUAGAAGUCACUUUCUGAUUCCAAUCUUCCUAGUUAGGAACUACUAACUAUAUGAUGCAUUUGAGGCUGGUUUCGAACCCAUGCCCAGUAGCUGUAUUAACUUCUGCAUCAAAACAAAGAUACUUUGUGAUCUACAAAAGCUUAUGGAAUAGCAGAUCUUUAAAGAAUUACUAGAUUUCUUGCCAUUUUUUAAAAAAACCCUGCUUUCUGAGGUGUGUCUCUUCUAGAGCAGAUUCAUGGCAUAGAAAGAAAGAAUAUUAAUCUUUCCCCUCUGGCCCGUUUUUUCUGUUGAAGCAUAUAAAGACCCUUAUGUUAAUUCACCCAGUGAAUUUUAUUUAUUUACUAGACAACCCGUGCCCGGUUGGGUCGUGGUUUUAGAAAUAUUUCCUUGCCAGAUUCCUCCAUAUCUUUAAGAAUGGCAGAGGUUCUAAAGCAAGGGUCUCCAACCUUAGUGACUUGUGGACUUCAACUCCCAGAAUCCCAGCUUUGCUGGCUGAGGAAUUCUGGGAGUAGAAGUCCACAAGUCUUAAAAGUUCCCAAGGUUGGAGACCCCUGUUCUAAAGUACUUGAAAAGUUCUUAAAAUUCAGGAUGACAGUCAGAGAUUUAUGUCUUGGAAGUAGCCCGUGUUGAAUUGUAUAGCAUAGUCAAACAAUGUACCACAGGAAAGGUUUGAUAUUUUUUAUUAUUACAUAAAAUGCUGGUUUUUAUGUCAUAAAAUAUUUGUAUGAAAUUUGCCAAAUUU